Molecule: messenger RNA, 2898 nt
Organism: Mytilus californianus (California mussel)
Lineage: Eukaryota; Metazoa; Mollusca; Bivalvia; Mytilida; Mytilidae
Exons: 21
Coding region: 9-2768 (919 amino acids)
Biological process (GO): protein ubiquitination
Molecular function (GO): metal ion binding; ubiquitin-protein transferase activity
Source: RefSeq, a predicted model, not a curated record
UAAAAAAUAUGGAAAACAAAACGAAGGAAAAGGUCAUUGCUAUCAAACGCACCAUAUAUGAAUUGAAUAAAACUCAAGCAGAAAUAAUGGACAGGAUGACAUCAAAAAGCAUGAGUAGUACUUCAAUGCUGGCUGUUGUCUCAAAAGAAAUAACACAAUUGGAAGAACAUGUUAGUCGAGUUGAAUCAGACACUCAGUCCAUUGAAUAUACAAAAAAUCUGGACAACGUUACAAAGCUAAUGUCUAACUUGUUGAUGAAAACUACUAGAUUAAACACACUUGUAGUAAAUCUACAAAAAACGACGGCCUUUGAUGAGAAUAGUGGUAAAUGUGGUUCUAGUGAUCUUUUGACUGAAGAUAAAUCUGUGUGUUUCUCAAAUGUACUGGACAGAAAUUCAUCCGCAAAGAUAGAUACUAUACCAUCCAGAAAACAUUGUGAGGAAUCUGAAGAAGAUAAUACCGAAUAUAGACUAGAUAAUGAAUGUUGUAGCGGUGACGCUAAUAUCCAUAACCGUUCCAGUUAUAUGAAUGGUAGGACAGUACAACUACUGACACAUAAUGCAAUAAAGAAUGAAUCCAAUGUCAUCCAUAACGAACCUAUCAAAGCACAAAGCGAUACAAGAAACAUUAAUAAAUUGAAAGGGGAUAGUUAUAACGUUAAAGCUCAACAAUCUUCACUUUUAAAGAGCAGUGGUGAAGAAAAUGUUGUAAAAGAAAAUGAAAACGGACAAGACAACCCAUUAUGUACAUUAAACAAGGACGUUGGUUAUAAGGAUUUGCCUGAGAUUGAAAAUUGUAACAUAUCAAAUUCAAAAAGCAGGAUUCAUAAAAAUGAAUCUGGCUAUAAGUGUAAGACCCCGAAUACACAAAACGACAACCGCGUUAGCUUUCAUAAUAAUCAGGAAAGUUUUAAAGGGGAUAUAGAUAAAAGCUUUUGCAAUAUAGACGUUCAAAUAGAAGAAUCGAUUGUACCAAAUAUAAAACCGACAUCACACAAUAAAGUUGACGUAAAACCUAUGAUGACGUCUGCAACAUCAUAUAGUUCGUUCUGGCGAUCAAGAAGAAGAGCGGAUGAUGAAGACAUUGAUGGUGAACGACUAUUUAAAGGUGAUCAACCAAAAACUCUAAGUGGGUGGUAUCAUUAUUUCAGACAAAUAAAAGCAUAUGCUUCAGCUAGAGUAAGGUCAGGAGUAGUCAGACAGGGAAGAGGGCAUGAUGUUAUUUUAGUAUUAGAUAUAUCUGAACGAAUGACAGAGUAUUUCCAAUCAAUGAAAUCAGCGGCUUUGCAGUAUGUUUAUGGAAUUAAACAGCUUUCAGGGAUGGAAAAUGGCAUUGGUUUAGCAGUCUUUGGAAAACAAACACGACUGAUACAAGAAGCAACAGUUGAUUAUAAAUUAGUUAUGGAAUUGAUCGACCAAUUAAGGCCAGAUGGAGAUGCACCUGUCUUAGCAGGACUUUUAAUGGGUUAUGCUGGUGUUUCCUCAUGUAUACCUGGAAGUAGCAGAGAUGUUGCGAUACAGGCACAUAUGAUUGUUUUUACUGAUGGGUCGUCAGAACAGUGUAAACUUUUAACAGAAGAUAAACAAAAUUCUAUUUUUGAUUUAAGAAGUCUUAGAGUACCAUCCGAUGUGAAUGGCGUUAUUGACGAGAUAACUACUUCCUCGACAAAGAUAUACUAUGUCCCCAUUGGCAGAAAUCAGUGCAACAAUAUUUUAGAACAAGCUGUAAGAAAAACAAAUGGGAAAAUUAUUCAAGUAAAUGAAAUGAAUCGCUUGAUCAGAAUGUCCAGAGUUAUGCUACUGGCGAUACGCAUAGCAUCUGAUAUACGCUAUUCAGAAAAUCAAACCAGAGAAGUCAUCCGGAUGAAAAUAUCAGAAUAUAUAGAUGAUAUUCAUGAUGACUGUUUAGAUAUGGUAAUAGAAUACAGCAACCCUUUAAAGUUUCAUAAUGAUCGAGGUCUAUAUGUAGAAUUAAAGUUAAACACGCUCAAACUUGGAGAUAGAGUAAGACGAGGACCGAAUUGGGCUUACGGCGAUAACGAUUUAGGUUUUGCAGGAACAGUUGUUGGGCAGGAUCGAGACGAAUGGGUGAUAAUAGAAUGGGACCAUGGAACACAAUGUGUUUAUCCAUAUGAUGAACAGACGGAUAUAGAUCAUAUAAUAAAAGUCAAUGAAGUUAGAAUGCUGGUGGAUGAGCUGAUAGCAGUUGGUUGUCGAGUUGUUAGAGGCCAGGAUUGGAAAUAUGGAGAUCAUGAUGGAGGCAAAGGAACGUUAGGAACAGUAUUGGGUAAACCAGAAGCAGGAAAAGCAGUGGUAAGAUGGGACAGAAAAAAUAUAGGCAUAUAUAAAAUGGGAUAUGACGCAAUAUUUGAACUAAAGUUGUGUAAUACUUUGCCAAGUAACAGCAAUACAAUACAGGAUGAGGAAACAGAUAAGGAUCACAAGGCCGGACAAUGGUUAAGGAAAAGAGAAAGUGUCAAACAUCGAAAUGCUUCAAAUACAAUCAAAACAAAUGAAUGUGAUCCAGAUGAUUACCUUAUUCCUAUAUAUUCAGAUGUAGCAGUCAGCGCUAUUUGGGAAUACCAGAAAGAUUCACAGUGGCAAAUAUAUCCUUCCGGAAUAAAUGUUAAGAUCGAAAAAGCAUAUCAGAAGAAAACAAAACGCAUCGUUAUUGAAAUGGACCGCAUAACAUAUUCAAUCCAUUUUUCGAGAAUGGUACAAGAAAAUGUUGACAAUAAGACUGAAAUGGCUGUUAGGAGGAAAGAUUGAAACUUGGUUCAGCGCUUACAACGAACUAUACUUCAUCAUAUGUGCAUGAUGUAUGCUACAAGUACAACAGCGAAAAAAAAACAAACUUUAAAUUUACAAAUGUCUUGUAGAUUAAAACAAUUCAUGUAUA